AUGGAUGAAAAUCAAAUUUCAGAAGAGGAGGCGAUGAAUUCUAUUCUAAUUGAAAUUAAUGAACAGGAAACGCAGAUUUGUUUACCAGAGAAAUCCGCUCAAUGUCAAGCAAUGAUUUACGAUGAGGUUAGACCUAUUAGUAGUAAGAGACGCAGAGAAGAGGAUGAGGAAAAAAGGUGGAUUACGGUUUCAAGAAAUGAGAAGAGAGUGGGACAGAAAGUUGAUGUAUAUAUUAAUUGCUUCGAAAAAUUACCUAAACAGCUUGCUCUUGCAAAACUUUUAAAAACCAAUAAUAUUAAGCAUAUCAGCCGUGUGAAAUAUGUGAACGCGUAUAAAGUAUUUGUGCAGUUUGAAUGUGCAGAAAGUGCUGAUGAGCUGAUGAACUGUAAACCUUUUAAGGAGUUAGGAUGGAGAUUUCAAAAGCCAUUAGAGGUUGCUUUUUCAUACGGUGUCAUUAAGGAUAUUGAGCUGGAGAUGACCGAAAACGAAAUGCUGGAGGUAAUUUCAAGUGAUUGCGAGCUAAUAGGUGUAAAACGCUUAAAGUGCAGAAAAACGGAUGGAAAGGGAUGGGAAGAUAGUGAAUCAAUACGGUUGCAAUUUAAGGGCUCAUCAUUGUCAGCAUCAGUAUACAUUUACGGCAUGAAGAUUAACGUCGACCCCUAUGUCUUCCCAGUCACUCAAUGUUCAAGGCGUUGGAGGUUCGGUCAUAGCCUACGUGUUUGCCCCUCUAAAAAGAUUGUAUGCCGUAAGUGUGGAAACGGGCAUGCUAAUUGUGAGAUCACAACAUUUAGAUGUAUUUACUGUAUCAUGACUCACAUGUCGUUGGAUAGAUCUUGUCCUAUAUUUAUAAAAGAAAAGCGUCUAAGGAGUUUAAUGGCUGAAUUCAAUUGCUCAUAUAAGAAGGCCUUACAAAUAUAUAUUCCUCCAGAACCUCAACCUGUACAAGUAGAACAAGAAACAGCUAUAUUAAAGACGGCUCAAAGAUAUCUCAACCCAAAUACACCUUUAUAUAAUAAUAUGCCUGAACCCAUACCUGUGUUCUCUAUCUCACAAAACGAAGAUGGGGUAAUGUCUUACGCAAAUGUUACUCGAUCGGUACCGCGCUUACGUUCUGAAAUUACUUCUAAUACUAAAUCAAUACCAUUAACAUCACAAUCGGGUGCUAUGGAGGUUUCGCAAACUUUACAAGAAAAAACUAUAAGUACAAAGAGAAAUAGGAAAAAGAAGCAAAAUCAGAAUGAAGUGUUUGAAAAUGAUAUAUCUACAGAAUCAGAAGAAGUAAUUAAUAAUAAUGAUGAUGAUAUGAAAACUACUCGCGUUAAAUUAGUAAACGGAAUAGUACAGGAGUCAUCCCCUGACAUUUCUAUUGCUUCUUCGGAUUUAGCGUUGCAGUUAGAUUGGAAGGUUACUAAUGAGUCAUUGAGUAGUGAUCAUUUGAUUGUUAAGAUUAAUUUAUCUCAUCACAAUAGUCACCAUCAAUUUCUAAAGAAAAGGAACUAUAAGAAAGCAAACUGGGAUGGAUAUAGCUCCUAUUUAGAAUAUAAAUUUUCAAGUUUUGCUUUUAUCAAUAAUGAUCCGCAGAAAAAUUACGAUUUAUUUCUUAAUAUGGUCAAUGAAGCCGCUGAUGCUCAUAUUCCUUUUUACAGAACCAGCCAAGAUCCCUCACAACAUUUUUCUCCUAAAGUAUAUUGGAAUACCAACUUACCUAAAUCUGUUGCAGAAAGACGCCUAGCUCUUGCUUUAUUUAGGAAAAACCCUACUCAUCAGGAGUUGCGUUGCGUUGCGAACUUAGAUAAAUUAAAAGAUAAAAUUAGAAUUUCACAACUGCUAAUUAGAAUGGCAACUAGAAAAUCUUUCUCUAAUUUUUGCUCUUCGAUUGAUGAGUCUAUUACUGUACACGGAAUGUGGCAAAAAAUUGAAGUGGUUAAAAGGUUAUGGGUGUUCUAA
Molecule: messenger RNA, 1947 nt
Organism: Parnassius apollo (apollo)
Lineage: Eukaryota; Metazoa; Arthropoda; Insecta; Lepidoptera; Papilionidae
Source: the annotation of a GenBank genome assembly